Molecule: messenger RNA, 1036 nt
Organism: Diprion similis
Lineage: Eukaryota; Metazoa; Arthropoda; Insecta; Hymenoptera; Diprionidae
Gene: Dera
Product: deoxyribose-phosphate aldolase
Exons: 5
Coding region: 92-1036 (314 amino acids)
Biological process (GO): carbohydrate catabolic process; deoxyribonucleotide catabolic process
Cellular component (GO): cytoplasm
Molecular function (GO): deoxyribose-phosphate aldolase activity
Source: RefSeq, a predicted model, not a curated record
UCUAAGUUCACUCAUUUUGAUAAGCCAGUUCUCCUAGUUCCAUACCAAGCACUGUUACUCUUCUAUCUUAAAAUUCCUCGACCUCAUCAAGAUGGUAGAAGAGAAUCUUGGCAGACCGUUUGAUGCUUGUUUUAUAAAGGACAUCAGUUUAAAUGAACCAGCCGUAAAUGCCAGAGUUAGAGAUAUCGUGCAAAGGGCGAAUAAUAUUACUCGAUGCAACCGUGUAGCAUGGCUGAUCAAAGCAGUAACAUGCAUAGAUCUGACGACACUGGGUGGCGAUGACACUUUUGCAAAUGUUGAAAGACUCACUAAGAAGGCUGUGAAGCCUAUCGUUUUACCAUUUGAAUGGGAAGGCUCUCUGUCUACUGCAGCAGUUUGUGUAUAUCCUGCACGUGUCGCCGAUGUUGUACAAACAUUAAAGAACCUUGAUGCCUUGGGAAAAGUGAACGUGGCUAGCGUUGCUACCGGAUUCCCAAGCGGUCAAUAUCUAUUGCAAACUCGGCUGGAUGAAAUCUCGCUUGCAGUUUCAAGUGGAGCUACAGAAAUAGAUAUUGUGAUAAAUCGUACGCUAGCAUUGACCCAUCAGUGGGAAAAAUUGUACGAUGAGAUUAAAUUGAUGAAGCAAGCCUGUGGAACAGCGAAAAUGAAGACUAUUUUAGCGACUGGUGAACUUUUUGACCUCAAAGAUGUGUACAGAGCAUCUAUAAUCGCAGCAAUGGCUGGAUCAGAUUUUAUAAAAACUUCAACUGGAAAAGAAACGGUGAAUGCUACUUUGCCUGUCGGGAUUGUCAUGUGCAGAGCUAUUAGGGACUACCAUCAAUCGACUGGUUACAAGGUUGGAUUUAAGCCAGCUGGAGGCAUAAAAACUUGGGGAGAAGCCCUUCAGUGGCUGGUAUUGAUCAAGGAAGAACUAGGCAAUGAGUGGCUGAAUAACAGUCUAUUCAGAAUUGGUGCUUCAAGUGUGCUAGGUGACAUCUCUAGCGAAAUUAAACGGUCUUUGGAAGAACUGAAAAAGACCUCUGAUAAUUCAGAGUAA